Rubroshorea leprosula is the source of this 3432-nucleotide messenger RNA. The record is from the annotation of a GenBank genome assembly. Lineage: Eukaryota; Viridiplantae; Streptophyta; Magnoliopsida; Malvales; Dipterocarpaceae.
UCUCUCUCCCCUUCUCGCUCUCAUUUCAUUCGGUGAUACCUCAGCGAUGGCUCUGCAAUUAUGGGAGACUCUGAAGGAGGCGAUUACAGCCUACACGGGUCUCUCCCCGGCGACCUUCUUCACUAUCCUGGCCCUCCUUUGGGCCAUAUACUACGUCGUAACUGGUUUCUUCGGUUCAUCCGGUGCUCCUACUCAGCGGUCCAGGGACUUUGAGGAGAUGGAGCCGCUUCCCCCUCCAGUCCAGCUUGGCGAGGUCACCGAGGAGGAGCUCAAGCAAUAUCGCCCUCAACAAGGGCGUGGCAGAGGUCAACUUCCCGGUGGGAAUCCCACAUCUCAUACCGCACCACCCUCUACAACCCAACCUCAGCCUAUAGAGGGAACCAGGGAGAACAACCCAAAUUCAACAGAAAACCUAAACCCUAUAGCCACCCAACUCAAUGUCAUGCAACAGCAGUUUGGCGUGUUUCAGCUUGUGCUUGCGCAAUUGUUAGCCAGGGAUAAUCCAGGCGACCCCCUCAUUGCCCUACUCAAUCCCACCAACCAACUACCUACCCAACAACCUCAACACAAUGUGACCUCACCAGCCCAAACUACAACUCUACCUCGCAACGACUCUCCAGCCCACUCACACAUGGCACCUCUACCUCAGCCACCACCUCAGCCGGCCGUCUCAGACCUUCCCAAGGGGAACUCCGAAAAAAUGCUACCCGACAAACGAACUCCACAAACUCCGACCCUCCCGAGUUCCGUCCCAAUCCCUACCCCCCUCAAUUCCAACAUUCUCCAAGAGCCGUACCCAUCAGGGUUCCGAAUGCCACAGCUUGAAACAUACGAUGGGACUAAAGACCCCAAUGACCACUUGCAUGCCUUUUGCUCCGUUAUGAAGGCUCAGAAUGCCUCAGAUGCCUUGAUGUGCAAGAUAUUCCCUUCUACAUUGCGAGGAAAUGCUCGGACCUACAUGACAGAUUUCCGGGAUAGCCUGAUCAAGCACGCGCCUACCACCUUUGAUGAGGCCAACGAAAGAUCGUGGAAAUUCAUUCAAGCGGAGGAAUAUGCUUUGUCCAGCAAAGCAACCCCGAGUAAAGAGGUCAGACCUCCGGCCUGGAGAGAUGAAGGGCAGAACAAAAAGAGAUUUAAACCCGCACAGAAUCGAGGCUCAUUCCCUCCCAGGGUAGACAGACCCCCAACUGUAACUCCACAACUUAUGUCUAAGCAAAUCACCUGGACUCCAUUUAUACUGCCAAGGUCGCAGAUUUUAAUGCAAAUCAAGAACAAAAUGGAGCUCAGAAGGCCCCUACCCAUGCGGAGUCCCCUUACCUCCAGAGAUCAUGGCAAGUACUGUGACUUCCAUCAAGACCACGGGCAUACCACGGAGGAAUGUCAUAGCCUGAAGUCAAAACUGGAGGGCCUAGCUCGGAAAGGCAUGCUCAAUGAGUACGUCUCUAAAGGGGAUCAGCCCAAAUUCGUCCAGGAACAGGGACGGCCUCAAGCACCUCGAGAGGCAAGCAACAGGGUCGGCAUUGGCUACCAACAAGCACCACCUCCACUCCCCUCACCCUCACGUAUCAUUCAUAUGAUCACAGGAGGGUUGGAAGCUGGAGGAACGAGCUCAAAACAGCAGAAGUUGUAUGUUCGAGAAGUCAAACAUCAGAACCAGGUUCAGAAGAGGAAAUUUGAUGAAACAGAUUGGAAGAACCAGCCCAUAACCUUCAGCACAGUUGAUUUUGAUGGUGUUAUCACCCCACACAAUGAUCCACUUGUCACCUCGGUCAUUGUUAACAACUGUGAAGUCCACCGCGUCCUUAUUGACACAGGAAGCACUCCGGACAUAAUGUAUUAUCAUUGUUUCGAGAGCCUAGGUCUUGACCCAGAUCUUCUACAGAAAUAUGACGGCCCUAUCUACGAUUUCAACAAUCAACCAGUUCCUGUAGAAGGACUACUCACGCUCAAUGUAGCCUUCGGUUCAAGUCGGACAUAUGUUACCCCAUCAGUUCGGUUCUUGGUUGUAAACAUGGCAUCCUCUUUCAACAUUGUCGUCAGAAGGCCAACCUUGACAGAAAUCCAUGCUGUUGUUUCGCAGUCCCACCUAGGCAUGAAAUUCCCUACCCCUAUAGGAGUGGCAACUCUGAGAGGUAAUCAAGAAGUAGCUCGACACUGCUAUAUGACCUCGGUCACCCUACCUCGAAGAGAUAAGCUAGUAACUCCAGCUCUAACUCAGCCAGAGAUACCGACCACCCAGCAGGUAAUGGGUGUAGAACUGCCAGAUUAUAGACCCGAUGGCAAUGCCAGAGCAACCCCAGCAGAAGAGGUGGAAGAAAUACAACUUGACCCCAAUGACCCCAACAGAAAAACACAGAUUGGCACUAAACUCAACCCACAGGAGAGGGAAGAACUCAUUCACUUCCUAAAGUCGAACAGGGACGUCUCUGCAUGGACCUCGGCAGACAUGCUCGGAAUACCGACCUCGGUUGCAGUUCAUAAGCUCGGCAUGAACCCUUUGAAAAAACCUGUAACACAAAAAAGGCGCCUGUCCGGGGGAGAGAGGCUACAAGCAAUCAAGGAAGAAGUGCAGAAGCUUUUGCAAGCAGGCUUUAUUAGACGGGUGGACUAUUGUGAAUGGGUUGCCAACCCCGUCCUAGUCAAGAAGUCAAACGGAAAAUGGCGGAUGUGCAUUGAUUACACCAAUCUAAAUGACGCUUGCCCAAAAGAUUGCCACCCCUUGCCAAACAUAGACAAGCUAGUAUUGGAGGUUAGUACUGACCCCGAAGCUCCGAGCUGGACAGACCCCAUCAAAGCUUACCUACACGAUGGAACCGUCCCAACCGAUAAGCAAGAGGAGUUAAAGCUACGAAGAAGAGCAUCUAGAUACACCUUGCUUAACGGCGUCCUAUAUAAGAGGUCCUACUCACUUCCCCUCCUUCGUUGCUUGACCCCCUACGAGGCCGAGUAUGCUCUGCGUGAAGUGCAUGAGGGCGUAUGCGGAAGCCAUGUCGGAGCUCGGACUCUAGCUCAUAAGGUGCUUCGCCAAGGAUAUUACUGGCCCAACAUGCAAGACGAUGCCAGGCAAUUUGUCCGGAGGUGCCAAAAGUGUCAAUUCUUUGCACACCUAACUCACCAGCCAACGGAAGAACUCACAAACCUAGUGGCACCAUGGCCUUUUGCCCAAUGGGGGCUAGAUCUGCUAGGUCCUUUGGUCAAAGGUGUAGGGGGAGUGACACAUUUGAUUGUGGCGGUCGACUACUUCACAAAAUGGGUCGAAGCACGACCCUUGUCUAGCCUAACCUCGAGAAAGGUUGAAGAUUUUGUCUUCAGUGCAAUCGUCUGCUGAUACGGCAUACCUAAUCAAAUCGUCACCGACAAUGGGCCUAAGUUCAAUUGCACUUCUUUCAGGGAUUUCUGCUCCAGCUAUGGAAUUAAAUUACUAUUCACUUC